Molecule: messenger RNA, 1577 nt
Organism: Balearica regulorum gibbericeps (East African grey crowned-crane)
Lineage: Eukaryota; Metazoa; Chordata; Aves; Gruiformes; Gruidae
Source: RefSeq, a predicted model, not a curated record
GGUGCUAUUAAAAUUCCAACGGUUUCCAUAUCUCCAGAGGACUUGAAUACAACUGCCAUGGCAGAAUUUGGGAAUUACAUUCAGGAAGUCUUCCCGGCUGUAUUUUCUUCAAAGUUCAUUCAACAUGAAAUUGUUGGGAAAUACAGCCAUCUCUUUACUGUUCAGGGUUCUAACCCUGAAAUGAUGCCCUAUAUGCUGCUUGCACACAUGGAUGUUGUGCCUGCUCCUCCAGAGGGCUGGGAUUUCCCUCCUUUCUCAGCUGCAGAGCAUGAAGGUUUCAUCUAUGGACGAGGAACGCUGGAUAACAAAAACUCUGCCAUAGGUAUUCUUCAAGCUCUAGAAUUUCUGCUGAGAAGAAAUUACAGACCUCGCAGAUCUUUCUAUGUUGGCAUUGGACAUGAUGAAGAGGUGUUUGGUCGGAAGGGAGCAAUGAAGAUUGCAGCUCUCCUGGAAGCCAGAGGAGUGAAACUCUCCUUCUUACUAGAUGAGGGAAGUGCAAUACUAGAUGGCAUCAUUGCGGGAGUGAAGAAGCCAGUAGCUGUAAUUGCUAUCACAGAAAAGGGUUCAAUAACACUGAACUUCACUGUGGAAAAAGAUCCAGGACAUUCAUCCUUUCCUCCUAAGGAGACAAGUAUUGGCAUUCUUGCAGCAGCGAUGUCCAGACUGGAGCAGAAUCCCUUGCGCAAUCUGUUUGGCCAUGGGCCAGAACUCAUGACUAUAGAGCACCUUGCAUCAGAGUUCAGUUUUCCUCUCAAUCUCAUCAUGAGCAAUCUAUGGCUGUUUUCACCUAUUGUCAGCAGAGUUCUCGCCUCGAAACCUUCCACCAAUGCCUUGAUUCGGACUACUACGGCAGUCACGAUGUUUAACGCAGGAAUCAAGAUAAAUGUCAUCCCACCUUCUGCAAAAGCAACCGUGAACUUCCGGAUCCACUCUGCAGAGAAGGCCACCGAGGUGCUAGAGAUAGUUAGAAACACUGUUGCUGAUGACAGAGUGAAGAUAGAUGUAGUAGAGGCCUUUGACCCACUCCCCAUCAGUCCUUGGGAUGACCAGAUGUUUGGAGUCCAUAUUUUGCAAAGAACCAUUCUGGAUACAUUCCCAGAUGUUGACAGCGUAGUCCCAGGCACAUGUAUUGGAAACACAGACAGCAGGCAUUUCACUAACGUCACAAAUGCCAUUUAUCGAUUUAACCCAUUGCUCUUGAAAUCAGACGAUCUUCCCAGGAUCCAUGGGUUGAAUGAGAGAAUCUCAGUUGAGAAUUACGAGAAGCAGGUCGAGUUCCUCUUUCAGCUGAUUAAGAACUGUGAUACCGACAAGCUUCCGGAGCCUCACGCAAACUCCCACGAGCUGUGAGAAACGCACCUGAGAAGAGCAGCUACUAAGGUGGACUCUGAGGUGGCAGGGGUCUGGGCCAUGAGAUGCAGUUGUGUGUUGUGUACUGAGCUAUGUCUAGAGUUUGUUUUUUGCAUGUUGGGAUUUACAUACAGAUGGAAAAAAACGCUGGUUGCUGCUUUAGGCAAAUGUACGUUUUGCCAGAAAGUGAUAAGAACCUGGACAAAAUACAAAAAGAACCCUGAUUU